Molecule: messenger RNA, 768 nt
Organism: Mollisia scopiformis
Lineage: Eukaryota; Fungi; Ascomycota; Leotiomycetes; Helotiales; Mollisiaceae
Exons: 3
Coding region: 1-768 (255 amino acids)
Biological process (GO): nuclear mRNA surveillance; rRNA catabolic process; U4 snRNA 3'-end processing
Cellular component (GO): nuclear exosome (RNase complex); cytoplasmic exosome (RNase complex); nucleolus
Source: RefSeq, a predicted model, not a curated record
AUGGCUCCUUCCACUGAGCCUACAGCUCUUCUAUCCCAUCUGCACCGAACGGACGGCUCUGCAACUUUUUCACAAAAUGGAUAUACAGUUAUUGGAGCAGUCAAUGGACCUCUUGAGGCUGGACGACGCGAAGAACUUCCAGAAGAAGCUGUGGUGGACGUAAUUGUGCGACCCGCGGCUGGUGUUGCUGGUACACGGGAGCGGCAACUGGAGUCCAUUCUCCAGUCCACCCUCCGCCAAAUUAUCCUCAUUAAUAACUUCCCUCGAAGCCUCAUCCAAGUUACGCUACAGAUCACGAGCACCCCAGAGAAUGAAAAUGCGGGGUCAAAACUGGUACAAGCAGCUUCGAAUCUACCUAUCCUCCCCGCGCUCCUUCAAACUGCUAUCCUAGCUUUAUUGUCAGCCUCGAUGCCUCUGACUAUGACUGCGACUUCAGCCUUCCUUGCUCUCACUUCUGAUGGGUCAGCGAGGAGUAUCAUCACAAAUCCGACCAUCGUCCAAUGCGAAAGCGCAGACUCUGUCCACGUGUUGGCCUUCACAUCUCAUGGUGAUCUUCUGGUCGCAGAAAGUGAGGGAAGUUUUAGCUUGCAGGACUGGGAGACUGUGUUCAAAGCGGCAAAGUCCAUAUGCUGCGACGACUCAAAAACAAAUGUGGACCACUCAGUAAUGCAAGAUGGUGAACUUGGUGAUGAAAAGGGAGGAAUGAUGAACUUCGUCAAGUCGACUCUACAGACAAAAAUCACUGCAGAUCUUCAUUGGAAAGACUGA